AAAGAUGUCGCCUACCAAUGAAGGAAUUACAAUUAUCCAUUCUAUAAAUAUUGAUGUACUUGACUUUGUUUUUCAUCAGGAGAGGAGAAGAUAGAAAUUUGAAGUUUGAGGUUCUGCAAGUAUUACCAUGGCUGAAGUGAAGGUGAUUGGCUCUACUGCUAGCCUCUUCUGCUUAAGGGUUGAAUGGGCUUUGAAGUUCAAAGGUGUGGAGCAUGUGUACUUGGAGGAAGAUCUGAGAAACAAGAGUCCCAUGCUCCUUAAAUACAAUCCUGUCUACAAGAAGGUUCCUGUGCUCCUCCACCAUGACAAAUCAUUCCUGAGUCGCUUGUCAUUCUUGAUUAUGUCGAGGACACUUGGAAGGACAAUCCAUUGAUGCCUGAAGAUCCAUAUGAGAAAGCCACAGCUCGCUUUUGGGCAAAAUUUGCAGAUGAGAAGUGCAUCUUUGGUGCAUGGGGAGCCUGCUGUGCUGAAGGAGAAGAGAAGGAGAAAGCUAUAGAAUCUGCAAUUGAAUCAUUCAAAUUCCUUGAAAAGCAGAUUGAAGGGAAGAAGUUUUUCAGUGGUGAACAGAUAGGCUACCUCGAUCUAGUACUUGGUUGGAUCCCUUUCUAUCUCAAUGUUAUGGAAGAAGUUGGAGACAUGAAGCUGGUUGAUGCUGAGAGGUUCCCAUUGCUUCAUGAAUGGUCCCAGAACUUCAGUGAAACUCCAUUAAUCAAAGAAUGUAGUCCUGCAAGAGAUAAACUUGUCAACUACUUUACUGCUUCUUUGAGCUACUUGCGUUCCUUGGAGGCCAAAAAGCAGUGAAUUAUCUUAUCACUUGUGUUGAUUUCUUUGCGUUGUGUGAAAGACUCUUGUGAGUUUUUUUUUUUCUGCAACAUCUCAACAGCUGUUGUAUCAGCAUUUAUAAUAAUGCAGUAAGUGGUCU
Messenger RNA from Rubroshorea leprosula, 922 nucleotides. Lineage: Eukaryota; Viridiplantae; Streptophyta; Magnoliopsida; Malvales; Dipterocarpaceae. The record is from the annotation of a GenBank genome assembly.